Molecule: messenger RNA, 1615 nt
Organism: Nematolebias whitei (Rio pearlfish)
Lineage: Eukaryota; Metazoa; Chordata; Actinopteri; Cyprinodontiformes; Rivulidae
Product: adhesion G protein-coupled receptor G3
Exons: 12
Coding region: 1-1584 (527 amino acids)
Biological process (GO): adenylate cyclase-activating G protein-coupled receptor signaling pathway; cell surface receptor signaling pathway
Cellular component (GO): membrane
Molecular function (GO): G protein-coupled receptor activity
Source: RefSeq, a predicted model, not a curated record
AUGUGGAUUCCUCUUCUUCUCCUCACGCUCUGCUUUUCUACGUCCCAGACUGAGGCCCAAGCAUGUGCGAGCAUCCCCAGUAAAUGUGAAACAGAGCAGAGUUGGACCAGGUGUUAUGAGGAGGCCAUUGCACAGUGUUCACUUCCUCGUUUCUCGAAUCUCAACAUCAAACGUAACUGGGUGAAUUCAUUACAGAAGGCUGAAGUAAACGUGACGACAAAGUACACGGUUCAGAUCCCGCCCUCGGCUCUUCAUAAAAGCAGAUGGAAUGAAUCUGAGAAGGAAGUCCUGCUGGUGGUCUCGGUGAUCAGCAGCACAUUUUUCAAGCAGCAGACUCCUCGUCCAAGAAAAGGAAGAGGUGUAUUUCCCCUGCAGCCAGUCCUCCUACAGGGAGAGGUUCUAGGACAGGAAGUCCUGUUUGUGAGGGCAGGAUCCAGACCAGUCAAAAACCUCACUCAUCUCAUCACGUUAAGGUUCAGGCAUAAAGAAAUUAAAACAAAUUCAAAGGCAUUGAGUGUAACUUGUGUGUUUUGGAAUGACUCGGUGCCUCUGAAUGAACCAGGUCGCUGGAGCACGUAUGGCUGUAGUACAAGGAGAAAUGGAGAGGAGAUUAUUUGCAGCUGCAAUCAUCUCAGUUUCUUUGCUGUUCUUGUGAACCCAAACACAGAGGUGGAUGAAAAUCACAAGGACAACCUGAGCUACAUCACCUAUGUUGGAUCAGGACUCUCUGUCCUGUUUGCAUUCAUCAGCUUGUUCAUCUAUGUUGGUCGGCAUCGGAGACGUCCUGAGAAGGCCAACGGCGUGCACAUACAACUAACAGUAGCGUUGUUCUGCCUCCACCUGGGUUUCCUGGCCUGCAGUUUCUGGGUUCAGCUUCCAAACGGGAUGGACAACAGCUGGGUUUGCUAUGGUCUGGGUCUGUUUUUACACUGGUCUCUAGUGGCCACCUUCACCUGGGUAGCUCUGGAAGGAUUCCAUCUUUACCUACUCCUUGUUCGAGUCUUCAACAUUUAUGUGCGAAGAUACCUGCUCAAACUCGGUAUUGUGGGAUGGGGUCUUCCUUCCCUGGUUGCCAUAAUUUGUGGAAUUUCAGGUGCUUAUGGCAAAUAUAGUCUGAAACUAAGAAAUUCCAACAUAACAACACAAAUAUGCUGGUUGAGCAGUGAGUUCCAGUACAGGCAUUUGGUCAGCUACAUUACAGUGAGCUUCCUUUGCCUCGUGGUACUGUAUAAUUCCUGCAUGCUGGCGCUGGUUGUGUUUAAGCUCUGGAGGAUAAGAGGUGGUAGAGAAGGAUAUGAAUGCAGCAGCAACUGGAAGAAGAUGACAAAGGAAAAAUGGACCAGGUUGUGGAAGGACUGUGCCACAGUUCUGGGCCUCAGCUGUGUGCUGGGCUUACCGUGGGGAUUAGCUAGCGUCACAUACAUUACUUUAGCUGGGAUCUACGUGUUCACAAUAUUCAACUCCCUGCAAGGUUUUUUCAUGUUUCUAUGGUCUGUGGCUUUGUCCUGCAAGUCUCAAAAAGAGCAAAACUCAUCAUCAGACAGAGACUCGUCGACCCAGAAAAUGAUGACAACCAGUUGUUGAUAACUGAUAACUGUGAGAAAGAAAAAUGCAU